UUUCUUCAUCCCUCCCCGCACGAUACUACCCUCUACACAACCCAAGGACAAGAACCCGAACCUCAACCUCGACCACAACAACACCUACAAAUACAAACACACGUAACUCAAAUCCAAGACCAAGCAACAAGAUCUCAAAAUGCCGGUGCAAUGGACCUCCGAAGCCGACGCAAAGCUCUUCGUCGGCGUCCUCAACCAAUGCCACGGCCAACUGAAACUUGACUCCCAGAAACUGGCCCAGCACAUGGGGGGAGACUGCACCGCCUGCGCCAUCGAACAACGCAUAGCCAAGCUCAAGAGACAUGCUAAAGCCCUCGGCUCGAACUCCACCGAUACAACCCCUAUCACGACCCCGGCUAAGAAGAAUGGAGCAGCCACCACCACCACCGCCGAUGCGGAGACUCCCACCAAGCCCAAGCGUAAGGCCGGGACUGGGGGUGGGGACCACGCGAAUGGUGCGGUGCCGAAGAAGGCGGCCAAGAAGGCGAAGGUGAAGGUGCAGGUGCAGGAGGAAGGGGUUGGGGAGGAGGGGUUUGGGUUUUUCAAGCUGGAGAAGGAUUUGGGCGGGAGUCUUGAGGAUGAUGGCUCUUGA
Aspergillus fijiensis CBS 313.89 is the source of this 592-nucleotide messenger RNA. RefSeq lists its product as uncharacterized. NCBI's taxonomy places the organism in Eukaryota, Fungi, Ascomycota, Eurotiomycetes, Eurotiales, Aspergillaceae. The transcript has 4 exons. Bases 140 to 592 code for a protein of 150 amino acids. The record is from RefSeq and is a predicted model, not a curated record.